Molecule: messenger RNA, 432 nt
Organism: Ectocarpus sp. CCAP 1310/34
Lineage: Eukaryota; Phaeophyceae; Ectocarpales; Ectocarpaceae
Source: the annotation of a GenBank genome assembly
AGGAAUCAAUCCGAAUCAUCCCGCAGCACCACCGCCCGCACUCUCACACCAGCAGGACGGUUUACACCAGCAGGACGGUGACCUCCGGUGUCUGACUAGGGUGAGGGUAACACUUUCUUGACCCAGAACUUGCUAUUUUCGUCUGCUGAUACGUUCACGCUACGCUUAUUUUGUGCUUCAUGCGAAACAGGAAAACGGUAUCAAGGCGGUGCUGUUCCCACGAAGAUCCGACUAGCUAUCGGCUUGCGGAUGAUGGCCGGUGCUUCGUAUCUCGAUGUCGCCGUGCUACUCGGCGUGUCCAAGGAGACGGUCUUCAGUAUCUUGUGGCAGGUGGUGGAUGCCAUCAACAGCACAGCAGUGGUUGGGCCGUUCUUUUUUCCGCAGAGCGAGGAUGAGUGCACCCGGCAGGCGGCAGAAUGGGAGGUGCGGUAA